This is a messenger RNA of Indicator indicator, 441 nucleotides long. It is a transcript of the gene GIP, whose product is annotated as gastric inhibitory polypeptide. Gene Ontology annotation, cellular component: extracellular region. Gene Ontology annotation, molecular function: glucagon receptor binding; hormone activity. The record is from RefSeq and is a predicted model, not a curated record. Gene Ontology annotation, biological process: regulation of fatty acid biosynthetic process; response to starvation; regulation of insulin secretion. The transcript has 4 exons. Lineage: Eukaryota; Metazoa; Chordata; Aves; Piciformes; Indicatoridae. Bases 1 to 441 code for a protein of 146 amino acids.
AUGAUGUCCUUCAAAGUCCUCUCUCUGCUCCUCGCUUCUCUGGGCUUUGUUUUGAUGGAAGAGAACAUCUCAGGCGUAAGCCUAAGGACUCCCAGCGCCAGACCAGUGCAGAGACGCUACUCUGAGGCCACCCUGGCAAGCGAUUACAGCCGCACGAUGGACAACAUGCUGAAGAAGAACUUCGUGGAGUGGUUGCUAACCAGGCGGGAGAAAAAAAGCGACAACAUCAUCGAGCCGAGCAAGAGGGAAGUUGAGCCCCAAGUAUCAGCUGCGAAUGCUCCAAGAUUGGACCUGGGUACUCAGGAAGCCAAAGAGUUCUUCGCCUGGCUGCUGAAGGCCAAGAAAAAUCAGAGCUUUACUUGUCCAGAAGGUUUGAAGGAUGUUUUGAACCAGGAGUUCCUGGCCUGGCUGAUGCUGACUGAUCUCUGCAGACCAACGUGA